Molecule: messenger RNA, 2279 nt
Organism: Cyphomyrmex costatus
Lineage: Eukaryota; Metazoa; Arthropoda; Insecta; Hymenoptera; Formicidae
Product: major royal jelly protein 1
Exons: 6
Coding region: 76-1254 (392 amino acids)
Source: RefSeq, a predicted model, not a curated record
UUUCUAACUUUCAAGAUAAACUUAUAUCCCAGCGAAGACUCUAUCAUUACUGUAAACUAUUCGCCACUGUAAAAAAUGGGACAUUUAUUUGCUUUGCUUAUUCUAUCUAUGGUAAUUGUGAGUUUUGGAGACAAACUGAAUUUUGUUCAUAAAUGGAAAUAUUGUGAAUUUGAAUGGGAAAAUCAGCAACAAAAAGAAGAUGCGAUAAAUUCUGGAACUUACAACCCUAGCAGAUGCUUGUUCCACGGAGCGACUAAAGCAGAAGAUGGUAGAGUAUUCGUCACUAACCCAAACAUUGGUGGUCCUGGAUCACCUGCUAGUUUGUCGAUUGUAACAAAUGAGACAGGACCAGGGGGUCCUCUUUUACGUCCAUAUCCAGAUUGGAGUUGGCAUAAUAAUAACAGUAUGUGCAAUGGUAUUAUAAACGUUUAUAAACUGCAUAUUCAAUGCAACCACAUCUUUGUUAUGGAUAACGGCCAAUCCCAAGAAACCGAACAAAUUUGUGAUCCAAAACUAUUGAUCUUUGAUUUAAAAAAUGAUAUGCUGGUUAAAACUAUUUACAUCCCACCUGAUAUUGCCAAUAACAAAACAGGCUUUGGAUUAUUAAUGAAUCCUUUAGUUUAUAUUCCAAAUAAAGAAUGCACGCGCUUUCUGGAUGAAAUGAUUGUAUUUGUGGCUGAUUCGAUAGGUUUCGGUUUAGUAGUGUAUGAUUCGUCUACAGAGCGUAUGUGCAGAGUCGAAUCCGAUUAUAUGAAACCGACUGAUGCUAAUUUCGUCAUAGACGACCAAAAUGUUACUUAUGGAGGUGGUAUCUUCAGUUUGACAAUCAUAUGCGAUGAACUUUAUUAUGCUCCCGUAGCAGGAAACGAAAUAUAUAAAAUAAAAAUAAAGACGCUAUUGGAAUGUCCAAAUAAAGAAAAGGCUAAUAAACAAACUAAACUUGUUAAAGAAUUAUCGAGUCAAACAAUAGAUAUCUCAUCAACGGAACAUUACAUAUUUUACUCUGAUAGUCGAACAAAUUCUAUUGUAGGCACAAGCUCUUGUACGAAAUCUAAUAACAACAUAGUAAUACUCGCGCAAGACGAUGAAAAAUUACAAGUUAUGAGUACAACGAAAAUUAUAUCUUACUGGGAUCAACUAAUAGGCCUAUCAAAUAGAUUUCAGAAAUAUGCUACUGACACGUAUAAUCUAAGUGACAUAAAUUUCCACUAUUUUGAAAUGGAAUUAGCUAAAAUACUGGAGGAAAUGGAUUAACGCUAUUAUCUUUGUUCAUAUUUUUUAACAUAUUUUAAUAUAAUAUUAUAUACGUAAGAUUUCAGUUUAUAUACAUAUAUAUGGGGCGUUCUCUUUUUAAAUCGGCCACCUCCCUGCCUAAAAAAAUUUCAAUUCUUGAGAUAAAAUUCUUUAAAAGGGCUUAAAACUUUGCUUUUGAAAUAUCUAUUUUUCGAUACCGUAUGGCGUUUUUGAAAAUUCAAAAUGGCGGACCUAAAAUGGCGACUGGAAUGAAAAAAGACAUUGGAAAAAUUAACGAUAUUGUAAAUAAAUGUUCACGAUAUCUGGAGAAAAGGUUUAGGCUGCUAAUCUUGAAAAGAAACGUAUAUGGAAAACUAAGAAAUGACUAUAACAUAGGUAACUUAUACUAUUGUAUUUCCCUUAUAGUUUUAUAUAUACGUUUCUUUUCAAAAAUAAAUGCCGCGAUCAUGUUCGUGUGUAUGAUAAGGCUUUUUACUUGAGUCCCCUUGCCUCCCACGUGUAUUUGCGCGCGCGUUUGUGUGUGUGAGAGUGCGGCGAUCGCGAACACGUGUGACUAUGUGGAUGUGAAUAUACUAUAAAAUUUAUUUUUAAUUUUUUAUCCUUUACUGUCUUCCUUGUAAUUACAAUAGUGUUCCAUUUAAAUCGUUGGAAUACCUUUUGAUUAAUACAUUAUUUUCGCGCCCGCAAGUAUAAAUGUAUAAUUCUUGUGGAAGAGGUCGCGCAGCUUCAAAUCACUUAUUAAGUCUUCUUCUUAUCUUCUCACGAUCAGUUCCUUUAAAUAAAAAAUCCUUAUGUUUUUCUUGAAAGGUUUUCUAGUACAAUUAAAAAGAAUUUCGGGUGUUAAUGUUGCGUCCUAUGGCUUAGCAACAAGACUUGCUGUAUAUACUUUUUUAAACGUAGUACCGAUCGCAUCAUGACCUUUUACCAUGCGCAGUGGCAUUAUAAUAUCACUCUGCUUCAACAUUAAAAUCUUCAUGAUGAACUAAAUUAGCAAUUUGAAAUUUAUUUUUAAAGUACUGUUUCGC